ACCAUUUCCAACCACCUCACUCACAAAACAAGUUCUAAGAACUACAAUUUGUGGCAGAAAUGAGAACCUCAGGACAGCUGAGGCAUUGCCCUACAAUGUUUUAUGCCUUGGCAUUGUGCCUCUUGGCCACAAGUGUGCUUGCCACUACGCCUUAUACUUAUUCUUCACCACCUCCACCAAAGCACUUGGAGACCCCUCCAACCCAUUACAAGUCCCCCCCACCACCGAAGUAUGUAAAACAUCCACCACCUCCAUCACCAUCACCCCCGCCACCCUAUUAUAAGUCUCCACCACCGCCUUCUCAUUCGCCGCCUCCUCCUUAUGUGCACAAAUCUCCUCCACCACCCACUCACUCACCACCUCCACCAUAUGCUUACAAGUCACCACCUCCCCCUUCUAAAUCACCACCUCCUCCUUAUGUCCACAAAUCUCCUCCUUAUGUCCACAAGUCACCACCUCCACCAUCAUAUUCUCCUCCACCUCCUUACCACUACAAGUCACCACCACCACCAUCUCCAUCACCUCCCCCUCCAUACCACUACAACUCUCCUCCUCCUCCAGUGAAGUCACCUCCACCUCCCCAAUAUCACUACAAAUCACCUCCACCUCCAAAACACUACUAAGCUUUAUGGGAUUUUAGCGACUUGAACCAGUCCAAAUAAGGUCUUCGUUUCGAUGUUCCAGCGGUAUCACUUCUUUUUCUAGCUUUGUUCUAUUCGCAGACAAGUGUGUUUGUGAAUAAUAAAGGUCUGACAGAACCCUUCGUGUAUUCUGUCGUAAGAACUCACUGUAUCAAUUAGUUUUUUUUUCCUUCUCCUUUUAAAGAAAUGAAAGCAAAGAGUAUUUCAUAUACGUACUUGUUUUUAUGUAGUUCCUAUGCUAUUACAUAAGCCUUUUGGAUCAAUAAAAUUAUGUGUUUCUUCGUGGAAAA
Messenger RNA from Prunus persica (peach), 931 nucleotides. Its product is annotated as extensin-like. Lineage: Eukaryota; Viridiplantae; Streptophyta; Magnoliopsida; Rosales; Rosaceae. Bases 60 to 623 code for a protein of 187 amino acids. The transcript has a single exon. The record is from RefSeq and is a predicted model, not a curated record.